Molecule: messenger RNA, 2919 nt
Organism: Hipposideros armiger (great roundleaf bat)
Lineage: Eukaryota; Metazoa; Chordata; Mammalia; Chiroptera; Hipposideridae
Gene: PTCD2
Product: pentatricopeptide repeat domain 2
Exons: 7
Coding region: 132-785 (217 amino acids)
Biological process (GO): multicellular organism development; mitochondrion organization; regulation of mRNA processing
Cellular component (GO): mitochondrion
Molecular function (GO): RNA binding; protein binding
Source: RefSeq, a predicted model, not a curated record
CUCAUCUUGAAGGGGGAAUUGAGAACCUUGCUUCAUUUGUGUGAGUCCCGGGAUGAUGUGGAACUUAUUAAAAAGGUCAUUUACAGCACUUACGAGGCUUCUUCUCAGACUCCACGUCAUUCAAUAUUUUGAUGGAUAUGUUAUUUAUCAAAGGCAAAUAUAAACGUGCGUUGGAAGUAUUGAUCGAGAUGAAAAACCAGGAUGUGAAGUUCAGCAAAGAUACCUAUGUCCUUGCUUUUGCAAUUUGCUACAAACUGAAUAGUCCUGAAUCUUUCAAAAUCUGUACUGCAUUAAGAGAAGAAGCCCUAAUCAAAGGAGAAGUUCUCUCCACGAGAGCAUCCUGUUUUGCUGUGGCGUUAGCUCUGAAUCAGAACCAGGUGGAAAAAGCUAUAUCCAUUUUUUCUCAAAUCAUGAAGCCAGAAAGCAUAAUCUGCACUAAUUUAAAUAUUAUGAUCCAUAUCCAGUCAAAUAUGUUGAAAACCCUGAUAGAGAUACUAAAGGCUGCUACAGAUGGAAAUUUAUCAAGAUUUGUGAAAAAACAUGAGUUCUCAGAAGAAGUGCUGGCCAAAGUGAGGGAAAAAGUGAAGGAUGUGCCCACCCUUCUGGCCAGAUUUGAUGAGCUCUAUGAGAAACUUCACAUAAAUGGCCAGGUCACGACCUACACUUUGGAUUCUCUGCUCUGCCAUACGCCCAAGGAUCGGAAAUCCCACGUGGUGCUAUUAAACAAGAGGACAGUCAGCCGUCGGACCUUCCAGCCGCUCAGCCAGUCCCUGUGGGCUGAGUAACCUUGGGUUUAGACCGCCAUGGGCCCGCGUUGGAGGACGCCUGCUUCUAGUGAGUUCUUGGCGUCCUAAAGAAUCAGGCAUGGACUCCAGUGGACACUGUACUAAUUAACACUUGGUCUGCCUCUUAAUUUCCGAGCUCACUGAGUGCUGCAUGCUGACCUGAGAAGUUAAUAUGCUCUGUCUGCCACUUUGAAGAUCUAGAGAUGAGUGAGCAGAAGGCUCAGCUCUCUCAGAAAGGAAGCUUCCCCUGUGUAAACUGAGGAGGAUCCUGGAAGCAACAUGUCUCCGAUCCAGCUUCCAGCACCAGAGUAGAACCCAGUAAGCGAUAGUGGGAAGGAAUUUCACUCUCAGUGGUCAGCUCCGACUAACUUUCAGGGGAGUAGGUACUUGCAGAUCAUACCCUUGCUGAAUUCAGAAGGUCUGAACCCCUAUUCUACCACACUGGGAAGUAGCCCAGGAUUUUCUCACUGCUUCUGUCAUCAUUUAUCUGUAACCCUAAACAAGAUAUCUGAGUCCUCAUUUUUCCGUCUGUAAAAUAAUAGUGCCUAUAUGAAUCUGUAUAUUGAUUUGAAAUUUUUAUUCAAGGUUCAGUAGGGUCAAAUUUUCUCAAAAAAUAAGAGAAAUCAAAAGGUUCCCAAAAUUUCUUGGGAUUACGUUUUGUUUUCUCAGCAGCACAAACAAAACUAGAAUUUAGCUCUCGGAACUGAUAAGUAAGCAAAAAGUUAAAUGACUGCUGCUUUGGUCAUGGGUAAGCCAUGUGCUUUUCAAAAUAAGUACGAAAGAAAACCACAUAAUGCUCUCUGUAUUGCUAGGUUUCUAUGUGUCAUAAAUAUUUGGUUCAUCUCAUUUGUGAAUGGUUUUCUCUGUUCUCUCGUUGGAUAGUUCAUUUUUUUUGGUGAAAAUAAAUGUGACAGCAGGUCAGAGUUUUCUCAUACUGAUUGGGUUACUUGAUGGUUUGACGCCCAGCACCUGGUGAGUGGUGCCUUUUGUCCCUGAAGGCCCACGUGAUGUUCAGGCCUCGGCAUCUCCGUGCUGCAGACUCCUCUGUGCUGCUUUGAAAACCAAGGCGAAAUUUAAAAAAAGAGAGUGAGGAAAUAAAACAAAAACAAACCAAGGCAAACGUUAUUGUGAUUCUGAGGCAAAACUUGUUCGUGGAAUCAGAAAUUUGAGACAAGGAGAGAUCUUCGGAGUCUCCUGUUUAACUCCCUCAUUUUUCAGAUUGAUUAAAUGACGUCCGAAUUGGGAUCGUUAGUUUGAAGUGGAGCUGAAAUUAAAAUCCAGAUUCGUAGUUUCAUACCCUUCCUAUUACACCACUUUAUGUCUCUUCAGAGAGGAAAAGGGAGAAUCUCUUUCACGGUACAAUACGAAGAGCUCCCACGGCUUCACUGUGUGCCGUGGGCUCACCUGAGUUUCCUCAUUUGUUCACUUCAGUUUCCUCAUUUGUUAAAUGGGGGAUAAUAAUAGUACCCACCUCAUAGGUGUGGCGUGAGGAUAGAAUGAGACAGACAGAGCAAGCAAGACAGCCCUGGCGCAAAGUGCUCUAUGAACGUUAACUGUUGCUGUUACUGUGGUAACGUUCAGAAUGUUUGCCCCUAGUUGAAGAAUUAUAUAAACAAAUGAGUUCUUCCUCCUGCUCAGAAGUAUCAAAAGAAUUUCUUUGCUUAUGCUCUGUGAAGCAUUAGUAGCCCCUUUUAAAGGAAAUUCUCUGCCUUCAUAGACUCUUAAUUGCAUCUUGUGUUUUGCAAAAACAAAACAAACAUUUGGAUUUCUCUACCUUCAAAGUCUUAGGGAAUAAUAGGGCGUGCUUCCUGUCCCCCAACUUAUCUUUUAUCUUCUCCAACAUCAACAAAGAGCAUUCAAAUGACUGUUAUGCCCUGGGUGGAUGUGGCCCUGGUUGUUAGCGAACAACCAUUCAUUAGAAAAAAGAAAGAAAGAAAAAAAAAGUGUUUUGUGAGCAAUAAAUAGCAACAGUGACCUUGAGCCCUGCUGCUCUGAGCAGCAGAUCACUAGUGUCCUGCUGACUGCAAGAGGUGGGCUGUUUGACCUGUCACCAGAAGUCACAGGAGGGGCAGCUUAGUACAGAAGUCACUGGUGUGCAUAAUGGUCACCCCCAAAAAAUAGACGAUUCCGAAGG